AUGAAGGAGACUCGGUGGGCGAUUCUGGCAGCAGCAGCCCUUGUUGCUGUCGUUGCGGGGAGGCGCAUACAAAUCAAGAAGCAACAAGGAUCGUUACCACCAGGACCUCGAUCGUUACCGCUGAUCGGAAACGUGUUGGAUAUGAACUGGCAGCAGCCCUGGGUAACAUUCGCAGACUGGUCAAGGGAGCAUGGUGAUCUCGUCUAUUCUCGCUUGUUUGGUCUGGGUAUCGUCACGCUACACUCCGAGAAGUCCAUUCGGGACCUGCUGGACAAGCGUUCCUACAAGUACUCGGACAGAGUCGCUCUUGUUACCGUCGAACCUUAUGGAACUGAAUUCAACACGCCCACCAUCCGAUAUGGCGAUACGUGGCGCUUUCACAGACGAUUGUACCACCAGGUAUUCCAUCAGGAAGCUGCGACCGUCUACCGGCCGAUGCAAACACGUAAGGCGCAUGAAUUGAUGGUCAACCUUCUGUCGCACCCCUCGGAGUUCCAUGAACAUAUGCACGCGUUCGGAGCUGCAGUCGUCAUGUCCGCAGUGUAUGACUACGACGUGAAGCCAAAUGACCCCAUCAUACGCACUGUGAUUGAGGCGGUGGAGAAGAUGGUUGGAGCACCCGAGAAAUCAGCGUUGGUCGCUGCAUUCCCGUUCCUCAAAUAUGUCCCGCCAUCUCUGCCUGGCGGUAACUUCAACGCCGCAAUAUGUCGAGAGUACUGCAAGAAGAUGAUUGAGGAGCCAUAUCAGUACAUGAUCAGGAAGAUGCAAGCAGACGAAGGCAUGACUUCCAUGGGCGCUGACUGUCUCCGACGCUUUGGUGAGGAAGGCGAUGUCGAGCAGAUGAUUAAAGACGCGUGCGGAACGGCGUUCUCUGCUGGUUCAGAUACGACGGCUUCAGUGUUGAUUGUGUUUAUCCUCGCCAUGACACUCUACCCAGACAUCCAAGCUCGCGCCCAGAAGGAGGUUGACGCCGUCGUUGGCGACGACCGUCUCCCGACGUACGAAGACCGGGAUUCUCUGCCCUUCCUCGACGCUCUUAUCCGAGAGACGCUUCGUUGGGGGCCUGUCACACCUCUUGCUGUCUGGCACGCAACCUCCGAGGACGACAUCUACAAUGGCUACUUCAUUCCAAAGGGCACCGCCAUCGUCGCCAACGUCUGGGCACUCUCCCGCGAUCCCAUAAAAUACCCCUCGCCUGAGACAUUCAACCCUGACCGGUUCCUCACCCCCACGGGCGAGCUCACUGAGGAUGAGUUCCGCUACCCAUUCGGCUUCGGCCGUCGCAUCUGCCCAGGCAUGCACUUAGCCGACGCGUCGCUGUGGAUUGCAGUUGCGUCGAUGCUGUCGCUGUUCAACUUCGCCAAGACCAAGGACGCGCAGGGGCGGGACGUCGAGCCGAAUGCGACGUGGACGUCGGGGGUCGUCAUUGCACCGAAAGCGUUCCCGUGCAGCGUCACUCCACGGAAUCCUUCGAUUACCCGGGUGAAGCUCGAUGAGCUCAUCAAGGAGGCUCAACAUUGA
Messenger RNA from Coniophora puteana RWD-64-598 SS2, 1521 nucleotides. RefSeq names its product cytochrome P450. Bases 1 to 1521 code for a protein of 506 amino acids. Gene Ontology annotation, molecular function: oxidoreductase activity, acting on paired donors, with incorporation or reduction of molecular oxygen; monooxygenase activity; iron ion binding. The transcript has 10 exons. NCBI's taxonomy places the organism in Eukaryota, Fungi, Basidiomycota, Agaricomycetes, Boletales, Coniophoraceae. The record is from RefSeq and is a predicted model, not a curated record.